AUGCGCUUGAAGCCACCUGGAUACUUGUGUUUCCUGUUAGCAGCUUCACAGUGCUGCUUGGCAAAAUCUGCGUCUACUUUUGUGGACCUGAGUCCCCAUUUCAAUAACAAGGCCGCAUCGGCAAAAGUCAAUGGGACCGGGAACUUUGAUUUAGCCGGAGGGUCAUACGUUUCAGAGUUCUUACCCAAAGGCAUAUUCACUUAUCGAAGAGUCGACUUUAAUCUUCCGCCAUUCCAUAACGAGACCGCCCUGGACAAUGUCAGGGUUGCUGCUCAAGUGGUUUCAGUCCCUCCUGGGCGAUAUCAUGCAGUUCACGCUUUACUCGCUGCUGAGAAGAAUAAUAUCGGCCAAGGAAAUAUUACCGUCAACUAUACCGAUGGCACUUCGAUUACCAUUGGAGUCGUUGCCCCUGCUUACUUUCAAAUAAAUAACCCAUCCAACGGGCCUAUUUGGACGCCAUAUCAUUACACAAGUACAACGGUCCUUACACCCGAAGGUAUCAACCGCAACGAAACCUGGAUAUUCGAUUUCCAGGCUGGCUUGGAUAAUUCCAGGACGGUCGAAUCUAUUCAACUUCCGGCUGCCAAAACCCCAAUUAUGCAUUUCUUUGCUUUGACGUUAUAUGGACCACCUCCCUCUCAGACUCCAAAUGAACCAGUAUUAAAUGUCCAGUACGCUCGAUCGACAACCAAGUGGGCCCAGAACAAUUACAGUGCCAACGCCAUUCCCGACCCUACGAGUCAGAUCUUCGAGGUUGCGUUAGAUAAUUUGGCGACUAUGGACGCUCCUACGUCUACUUGGCUCAAUGGGAAUUAUUCAGUCGUUAUCGAGGGAGAAGGGUUGAAGACUUCUCGCCCGUACGCACUCAAGAGAUUGAGAUCAGGAGAUCAAGUAGUUAUGAAGAUCGGCGUGCACAACACGUUCAAGGCCCCAACGAAGACCAAGGGACAGAUUGUCGUCAAGGACGCACGUGGGGAGGAUGAGUUCAGAAGCGAAGAAUACGAGUUUAUGGCCGGAAUACCGGAUUACGAACCUGUAGAUGCGAGUUUGUCCCAACAUGAGGCGUCGGAUUGGUUUGAUGAAGCCAAGUUUGGAAUAUUUAUCCACUGGGGUGUCUACUCUGUCCCUGCUUGGUCAGACGGGAAAACCUAUGCAGAAUCAUACGUUUGGAUUCAACAUAAAAUCAAUUCGUCGACUUGGACACGCCACCGGGAGGUCUAUGGCGAAAAUGUAGUCUACGAUGAUUUUAUCGCCAACUUUACAGCGUCGCAGUGGAACCCUGACGAGUGGACGGACUUGUUUGCUAAUUCUGGAGCGAAGUACUUUACUAUUGUAUCCAAACACCACGACGGAUUCGCUCUAUACGAUACCAAAAACACGAGUAAUCGCAACUCGCUAUUGUAUGGUCCAAAGCGUGAUUUGUUGAAGGACCUGUUUGCAAGUUCCAAGGCCCGACAUCCAGAGCUGCACAGGAUUGCAUAUUACUCUAUGACUGAGUUCUUCCAUCCUCAGUUCCCGUAUGGGUUCGGAAGCUGGCCAGGCGGACUUGCUCAUUUUGCAUACAAUGAUACAUGCUGCGAGGGGUACGAGGGGUACGUCAAGAUCAACGACUGGGUCCAGGAUCUCCAAAAACCGCAAAUGGAAACAUUGUUCUACGAUUAUGAGGUUGAUGCGAUCUGGUGCGAUAUUGGAGGGCCAUCACCGUUUGACGAGAUCGUCCGGAAAUGGGAGAGUAAUUCUGGAUUGGAUCCUCAUUCUUAUGGAUACAACAGCGGCACGGCGCCUGACAGGUAUAUGAAGGGUGUAGAUGUGAUCAAGCAAUUGGUCGAUAUCGUGUCUAAAGGGGGUAACUAUCUCCUGGACGUCGGACCUACCGCCACUGGGGAAAUCAUCCCAGAAAUGACAACGCCUUUGCUUCAAGCCGGACAAUGGCUCUCGCACUCUGGCCCGGCAAUCUAUUCUACCCGGUACUGGUCGGUCGGUCCGGCCGAUACGACCUAUAAUCUCCGGUUCACGACCACCCCCGAAGCGUUUUAUAUCAUCGCGUUGAGCCGGCCGCAAGGUGGUAUACUUAAAACUCUGAUGCCAAUUCCGAUUUUGGAGGGGGACGAGGUGAGACUGUUGGGUGGGAGUGGGAAAAAGUGGAGUGGACGAGGCAAGGCGAGGAGGAUGGUGUUGUGUGCAAGUCGGAGAGGAGGAGAUUGGGUUGGUCGAAUAUGCUUGGGCGUUCAAGGUUGA
Molecule: messenger RNA, 2238 nt
Organism: Rhizoctonia solani
Lineage: Eukaryota; Fungi; Basidiomycota; Agaricomycetes; Cantharellales; Ceratobasidiaceae
Product: alpha-L-fucosidase
Exons: 15
Coding region: 1-2238 (745 amino acids)
Biological process (GO): fucose metabolic process; glycoside catabolic process
Cellular component (GO): lysosome
Molecular function (GO): alpha-L-fucosidase activity
Source: RefSeq, a predicted model, not a curated record